CUCUUGACAGGAGGUCACUCAUUCCCGUUUGUCUGCACUUGUACUUCUUCUCCAGCAUCUGCGGUGCACCUGAGGACACCAUGAUUUUGGGGGUGCUCUUGACCAUGGUUGGACUCAGCGGACUCAUAACUGGGAGCCCCAUUGUGACCGUCCUGCCUAAUGCUGCAUCAGAGAAUUCUGAGAAGCCAACUGCAGUGGUUGUAGUCGCGGAGGCAAUAGAGGAGGUGAUGGAGACCGGAGAGCUCAACCCGAAUCACUACCCUGCUCAGAGGGCAGCCAAGGUGGUCCAGCAUUACCUGAAUACCCUACACGGCUCACCAUUCAAAGUCUUUGGACUGCAGAAGGUCUUUCGGGCCUAUGCAGAGGCAAGUUAGUCUAAAAAUCAUAAGCUUGUGUGUGUGGCCUAAACUGAUGAGUGUUUUUUCUUCUAGGAUGUGCCUGGCUCUGGGAGAAAAUAUCAGCUGGAGCUCUCUGUGCAGGAGAUGGUUAAGAAAACCACAGCAAAGUGCGAGGCGGAGGUUAUAUUCCCUCGCAAGGAGGACCACCCUCCACUGCAGGUCCAUGUUUCAUCACACGAUGAACUCUUGAAGAACAAUGUGAGCCUUCAAGAAGAGACCUUAUUAUACCAGCAAUACAAAAGCAACCACAGCCUGCUAUUUGCACAAAACCUACCCGACAGUUACGGUCACAUUGAACCUGAGCACAUUCCUUUCUGGCACCUUGGAGCAGUAGCGUCCAGCUUUGUCAUGCUCACCGAAUCCACUGAAGACACUUUGUACAACAUGGCUCAAGUAGCCAACAUCACGCAGCUGGCAAGUGAUGACGACCCGCUGAAGUUUGAAUAUGACGUAUUGCUGCAUGAAAUGGUGUCACAGGAGAUAAUUGCGUGGAAGAUGCUGGUCACCUGGUCUCCUUCAGAGGGAGUUAAAGUACUGAAGAUGGAGAAGCGAGAAUACUCUGUAACUAACCUAAAAACUACACUCUUGUAAAAGGCACAUUAAUCCUCCACCUGAGUAUUGGAGUGAGGCUGGGAGUACUAAGCAACGUUAACAAAUACGGUAUAUAAAAUAAAAAAAAAUAAAAAAAACUU
Molecule: messenger RNA, 1090 nt
Organism: Hippocampus zosterae (dwarf seahorse)
Lineage: Eukaryota; Metazoa; Chordata; Actinopteri; Syngnathiformes; Syngnathidae
Gene: lxn
Product: latexin
Exons: 6
Coding region: 483-989 (168 amino acids)
Molecular function (GO): metalloendopeptidase inhibitor activity
Source: RefSeq, a predicted model, not a curated record